Molecule: messenger RNA, 477 nt
Organism: Ostertagia ostertagi
Lineage: Eukaryota; Metazoa; Nematoda; Chromadorea; Rhabditida; Trichostrongylidae
Source: the annotation of a GenBank genome assembly
AUGCAAGAUGCAACGCUGAGGAUUACCCAGUAUUUUGUUGUUUUUGAAAUAUUUAUUUUCAACAUCAUAGGAGUUUUUGGUAACGUUCAGUUGCUUUGGACAACUUAUCGGAAGACGUCAGCACAAACAAAGUCAGGAAUUUUGCUUGCUACGAUAGCAUGUUAUCACACAAUUUGUCUACUCUCGGAAGUACUAAAUGCAGCAUUCAUUCUAUCGGGUCAACCACUUACCAGACGUACUUGCUACUCGUUCAUUAAUCUGUAUAUUUUCGCGAUGUGCCAACAAGCUAGCAUGACUCUUAUGAUCUCUGUUGACUUGUUGAUCGCACUUAUAUUCCCUGUCUGGUACCGCAUGCUACCCAAAAUGCCGUAUCUUUCCUUAAUCGUCUUUCUUUGUACAUGUUAUGCCCUUCCGAUUGCUGUAUGGGGAUGGCUGACACAAGAUGACGAGGUCAUCCCAUUCUGCAAUCCUCCACUA